Messenger RNA from Oncorhynchus gorbuscha (pink salmon), 785 nucleotides. Its product is annotated as histone H3.3A-like. The transcript has a single exon. Bases 26 to 436 code for a protein of 136 amino acids. Gene Ontology annotation, cellular component: nucleosome. The record is from RefSeq and is a predicted model, not a curated record. Gene Ontology annotation, molecular function: protein heterodimerization activity; DNA binding; structural constituent of chromatin. Lineage: Eukaryota; Metazoa; Chordata; Actinopteri; Salmoniformes; Salmonidae.
GUAUCAAAGGUGAUUUGUAGGAGCCAUGGCCCGUACCAAGCAGACAGCCUAUAAAUCUACUGGAGGCAAAGCCCCACGUAAGCAGCUGGCCACCAAAGCUGCCCGCAAGAGCGCCCCUUCUAUUGGUGGGGUCAAGAAGCCCCAUCGCUACAGGCCAGGUACGGUGGCCCUGCAAGAGAUCCGUCAGUACCAGAAGUCCACUGAGCUGCUGAUCCGCAAACUGCCCUUCCAGCACUUGGUGAGAAAAAUUGCUCCGGACUUCAAGACUGACCUGCGUUUCCAGAGUGCAGCAAUUGGAGCCCUGCAGGAGCCCAGCGAGGUAUGCCUUGUUGGUUUGUUUGAGGACACCAACUUGUGCACCAUCCAUGCCAAGCGUGUCACCAUCAUGACCAAAGACAUCCAGCUGGCCCAUCGUAUCCGUGGGGAGCGUGCUUAGAUGCCUCUCUAAUUUACGUGUCGCAGGCUGUCUUUCCCUCCCUUCCCACUUUUCCUCUUAAGUAGCUUGAUUUGAGCAAUGAUGUGUUAAAAGUAGUGUGCAGUCUUGUCCCCCUUAGUUCUCUUAGCAGAAGACUUUUAGGGUACUUUGUAUCAUGUAUCUGUUUUGAAGCUGAUUGGAGUCACAUCUUUAAUGUGUGUGCAAAUCGGCACAGCAAAGGGUGAAUGCAUGAAGCAUCAUGGGCAAGCAUUUUCUCCUAUUGACAAUGCUAUUACAUUAUUAUAACAGGCUUUUCUAAUUGAUAGACAUGCAUUUUUUUUUUACAUGUACCCUUUCAUUAGUUUUUUUA